Messenger RNA from Passer domesticus (house sparrow), 13217 nucleotides. RefSeq lists its product as uncharacterized. The transcript is spliced from 74 exons. The record is from RefSeq and is a predicted model, not a curated record. Gene Ontology annotation, biological process: lipid transport. NCBI's taxonomy places the organism in Eukaryota, Metazoa, Chordata, Aves, Passeriformes, Passeridae. Gene Ontology annotation, molecular function: lipid carrier activity. Bases 228 to 12245 code for a protein of 4005 amino acids.
CGUCAGUGUUACAAUAAUAUUAAUUUGGUAUUAUUUGCGGGGCGUAUACAAAGCAGACUUUGCCAGUUUGUAAAAGCUCAGGCUUUCUUGGCAGUAAUAGUGAGCAGUUCUGGGAUGUCUACAGACAGGCAUACUCUGUUGUGUGACAGAAGUGCCUUGCUCAGAAGUGCCUUUGAGAGCAGAACUGAUGUGUUUGUGUUAACUUCUGGUCUGAGGAGGUGAUUUCGAUGGCCACAGGGUUGCUCACCAUCGUUUUACUCUGUGCUGUUGUGGCUGGAACUUCGGGUAGAUCCUCAGAGAGGUUAAGUUAUGGAGCUUCCUGUUUUGCAGAAUGUGCAGGACACAGUGCAUCAUACUUCCCCAAAAGAGCUAGAUACAGCUACAGGUAUUCAGCAGUCACCAACACAUUCCUGCAGGGAAAUAGUCACAAAAGCAGUGGCAUCUCUCUGGAGUGCACAGUGAUCAUUGAAGUAUUGGGGAAUUGCCAGAUGGUUUUGAAAGUGCAAGAUGUACAGAUUAAGAAAAGUUUUGCAUCCAGAGAGGAGUCUCUGAUGGAAAUGGACAGUCUAAGGGAUAUACUAGAACAGCAUCCUCUUCAUUUUUCUUUCCAUGAUGGGAAAGUUCUGAAGCUCUGUCCUGUGAGGAGUGAACAGACCUGGGCACUGAACAUCAAACGAGGUAUUCUCAGUGUCCUGCAGACAGCCCCAGAACUCCCUGCUGCUGCUGUUGUUGAGGAGGUGGAUGUCCUGGGAGUAUGCCCAACCAGGUAUCAGCGAAAGGGUCCCAUUCUUGUAAAGACAAGGGACCUAAACCUCUGCUCCCAUCGCUCUUCUGGUUUGACUUCUGUGCAGUCUGUUGUUCUUCCUCAUGUGUCAUCUGACCAGCAGAUUCUGUCCUCCCAGCUGGAAUGUGUUCAGAGCAUUAGGGAUGGGGUCCUGGAGGAGGCCAGAUGUACCGAGUCCGACCGCGUGACGCUGUUCCCUCAGCAGGGCAGCGGGGCAGAGACACAGACACUGUCUGCACUCAGGCUCGUGCAAGUGGAAAGAGAGACACUCUACAACAAAGGGGACUCUGAGGAUCUGCAUGUGACCAGCAUUCUCUAUGAAAGGGAGGUAACUAAGAGGGAGGUCACUGGUGCAGAAGUGACUGAACUGGUGUGGAAGCUUUGCUUAGCACACAGUGCAAGUUAUGAGACUGCAGACCUUUUCAUGGCUCUCGUGUUUGAGCUUCGACACCUUUCUCUUGAGGCCUUAAGAGCACUAUGGCAAAGAUCAUCAUUUAAGUGCAGAGACAAUUGGCAACCAUUAAUAGAUGCUCUCCCAUCUUGUGCCACAGAGGCAUGUGUUGUCCUAAUGAAAGACCUCAUAGCUUCUGAAGAAGUUGAGGAAGACAAAGUAGAAUAUUUCUUCUGGUCAUUAGCAUUCAUUCCUAAUCCCACCUCGGGCAUGAUUGAAUCUCUUGCUCCUUUGCUGAAGUCACCUAGAGCAAGCCAGAGCUGCUUCUUGGGAGUAACUGCUCUUAUACAUAGGUUUUGUUCAGCUCACAGCUCCUGUGGUGUUGUACCUGCUGUGCAGAGUGUGAUGAGUACUCUUGGGAAAUUUUUGGGAGGAAACUGUACCGUGCAAGAUUCAGAACAUCUCAGCAAGAUGCAGCUGGUGUUGAAAGCCAUUGGAAAUGCGGGACUGGCAGCGGCUUCGCUGGCUCCUGCUCUGAGCUCGUGCGCUGCCCUGAGGAGCCGUCCCGUGGAAAUCCGCCUCGCUGCUGUCCAGGCCUUCCGGCGCGUUCCCUGCGCGGCCAGGAAUGCUAUAUUAGUUCAGCUGUAUCAAGCAAGCAGCGAAGAUGUGGAAAUAAGAAUUGCUGCUUAUUAUAUAGCAGUGAAAUGUCCACAUGAAGAGUUAUUUAAACAAGUACAAAAAACUUUGCUGAAAGAGACAUCCAGCCAAGUGGGCUCCUUUGUGUGGAGUCAUCUCUCUCAGCUCUUGGAGACAGAUGACCCAUUGAAGGAGCACCUUCGAGAUUCUAUUCCUGAUGAAAUCCUUAGCAAAGAUUUUGACUGGGAGACAUGGAAAUAUUCCUCAUACUCUGAUGUCACCUUUCACUCAGCUGGUGCCGGUGCAAACAUGGAAGCAUCAGUGGUCUUUUCUCCUGCAUCUUUUCUACCACGAUCAGUCAUGACAAAUUUGACUGUUCACUUCAUGGGACAGGCUAUAAAUCUCCUGGAGGUUGGUGUACGAUUGGAGAAUGCUGAAACUCUCAUAGAGAAGGGUUUUGGGCCGAAAUCUUCUACUUUCAGUGACUAUUUUUUUGGAAACACUGAUGAAACAAGCCACAAGUCAGAAACUCCAGUGGAAACAGCAGAGAAAGUCAAGCAGAGGAACCCAACUUUGAAGCAAUAUAGCCCCACUGAUCAUCUUGUGAGCAAGUCUGGCAAGCCAAAGCUGAGAAAAACAAAGAAAAAUUGUCUUGGGAGAAAAUACAGUAAAAUGAAUGAGUUAGUCAAAAAGUUCAGUGAGAGAACAGUAAAAAAGGAGGCGUUGAAAUGUGAGCUAAGCGUGAAAAUAUUUGGAAAUGAACUUAGCUUCUUAGAUUGUGAAGAUUUAAGAAAACAAAUGAAACAUUAUUCCUUAAAUCUAGCUGAGUUGGCCGUCAAACUUCUGAAGGGGCAAGAGGUCCAGUUCAAUAAAAGGAUGAGCUUGGCCACUGAAGAGCUGCAUUUUCCAGCAAUUUCAGGCUUUCCUGUUCAACUGGCAGUCAAUGCCUCAGCAGCAAUCAACAUAAAAAUCAAAGGGAAUGCUGAUUUCAAACAACAGUCCAAUUUCUUUCUAAAUGGAUAUAUCAAGCCAAGUGCAUUUGUUCAGCUUUCUGUCCAAAUGGGAAUUGUGGGGACUCUGGGACAAGCUGGCCUAAAGUGGUUAACAGGAAUGAGGACAUCUACUAGUCUUGAUGGGGGGAUCCAGGUGAAGAAAGGGAAAGAGCUCAAAGUUUUCUUGAACACUCCAGAAGAAUCUAUGGAGAUAAUUAAUUUCAGCUCUAAAGUCUACUUCAGAAUGGUGGAUGAGACAGAAGAUAUAGAUGUUUUCCAAGACCAUGCAGAAACCAGAUCUUGCACUAGGGAGGAAGUAUUUGAGAUUAUUGGCUGGCAGCUGUGUUCUGAAAUGUCCUAUCCUGACCCAGCCAGUGGUUUGGUUUUCCCCCUCACUGGACCUUUGAGAGUGGCUGUGACGUUAACUAAGCAAGACAGAGGCCUGCAGCAGUACGUGCUGGAAGCUGCCUAUCACUACAUAGCUCAGGAGAAUUCAUGGAUCCCUAGUGAAGCUGUCUUUCACUUCUUCCUUGGGACUCCAAAGUCAGACUUGAAAAGAGAUGUUGGUGUUGACUUAAGUUUUAGUGUCCCACAGAAGAAAUUCAGAAUCCAAUUUAUACAACCUAAGAAAAAAAUUGAGAUUGAUGGGAGGAUUGAGUUUUCCAAAAAUUCCCGAGUUGGACACCUGGAGCUGAUAGUGGAUGACCAAGAUGUGUAUUACAUUAAGGGAAUGGCAGAUUUGCAGAAGCUGAGUGGAGAGCAGAGAUACAUGACCCAGCUGGAGGUAAAACUGAUAAAGCAAAGCAGUCCUAUCAUUUUGUCAGGAAACAUCACUAAACAGCUUGGCAAGAAGAUAGCUUUUUCAGUAUCUCUGAAUAAUUUGUUGAAGGAAGCUGCAUUUCUUUCAGCACUUCUGGAGCAAAAGGUUGAUGAUAAGCUGAGACAAUACUCGUUGGAAGGAGAUAUUCACCUUCCAGGUGUUCUUGGAGUUCACGCCGUCGCUCUUCUCCAGCAGCGUCAGGGAUUGUGGUCUCAUGGUCUGCAGAUAAAAUAUGGACUCCUAGAAGAUGCAAAAAACCCUUGCCAUGAGUGCAGCACGCAGCAGAAAGUUCAAGUGGAGACAGGUGCACGGGGCUUCUACAGACUGGAGCUGGGCCAUGAGUUUCACUGUGUGCAGGCUCCCACCUACAGCCACCAGGUUCACCUGAAACAUGAAGUGACUGCAUCUUGGAUUUCCUCCCAGAUGGAAGUGAACUAUGGGAAACAUUGGGAUGAAAUAAACAACAAGAAGAAAGUGCUGAUCAGCCAAGCCUUUAAGAACAGCUCCAGUUCAUCUGUAGUCAGCUAUUUCCUGGAGUUUACCAUGCAAGUCCUGGAAAAACAGAUGAAUUAUAGAACCCAGCUGCAGCACUUGCACACCUCUCAGGUGUAUUUGCAGAGCAGCACCAAUUUUGAGGUGCAGUAUAAUGACCAUGUACCAUUUGUGGCUGGGCUGCAGUGGAAGGAUGCAUCCAGAAAUGGCCUGAAGAAGUGGGAAGGUGGGUUCAAUAUAGACACCCCAUGGCUCUACCUGUACACAGCUCACAAACUGCAUCAGCCUCAGCAUUCUGCUUAUUUACUGACAUCCCAGCUGACAGCUGGAAAAGCUCUCUCCAUUAAAGACCUUGUACUGGAACUAUUCUAUAAAGAUCAAGGCAAUGAGAAGGAAGGAAAAGUUCACAUUUACACACCAGCUACCACAUACCUGCAGGCAUCCACAGUUAAUCAUCUUGGGAGGAAUGUUCUGCAUAGCUAUAGUGAAAUGAUCUCUCUGUGGAAUCAGCUUGUGAAGAAUGAGAUUCAUUUGGAGAAUAAUGAACGAGCCAAACUUCUCUGCUUUAAGAUAAAGAGUACAAAACAGGAAUUUAACUUCACAGCCAGCUAUCAGAAUCUGCCCACGCCUAAGAAGACAAACUUUUCUGUGAAGAUUGUAUGGAGAGAUUAUAAAAGUCUGCCUGUUAUACUGCAGUGUGAAGGUCAGAUAAAAGAGCUGAGGAAGGAGAAGAUGCUCUAUCAAAAACGUGCAACCCUCCAUUUCAGGCAUCCUUUUAAAGUGCCUUUUCUGCAGAGCUUCCUUCUGCAGGAGACAUUUACUGUUGACAAAAAGCAAAAGCACUAUUUCAUGGAAACAAAAGUUUUGAUAAAUGGGGUGGAGGAAACAGUUCAGACUCUCAUACUUGGUUACCAACCUGAAAACCCCUAUAUUUGUGCUGGCUUAAUUCAUCCUUACAACAUCAGGAUGUUUCCCAAAGAUGUUGAAAUGUGCAUUUUAACUCUAAGUCAUCAAAAUGUGAAGCAUGAGCUUGAGACUGUCCUAAAGGUGAAUAAGGAAGAUGUUCUCAGUUUUCUAGGGAGAUAUCAGGACAAAUCCAGUGAGGCAGAUUUUAGACACCUUUUACACAUGGAUGUGACACACUCGUUCCAGCUUGAGUUUCCACAAGCAAUGGCCUUAAGUGGGGAGCUGUUCUCCAGGCAGACUGAACUGGAACACUUAGACUGUGGUGUGAGUGUAAAAGCCAUCAUCAACAAGAACAUGUCUUCACAGGCCCAGGCAGCCCUGAAGAGUUAUGGUGAAAACCAUGUCAAUGGCUCCCUUCACCUUCAUUCCAAUGGAAGGGAAGUGCUGAUGCUGGAGGUCGAUGUGAACAAUGAAAAGAGGAGGAAUGCCAGAAUUGUUGAACUGAGGGCUUUUCUCCAUCAGACAGUCCUGACAAAUCCAGAAUCAGUACAGCUCCAGCUCAUGGGCAAAAUAUUUCCAUCAAGACUUCUGUUGUCUUCAGACUUGAAGCUUAAUGAAAAUAGGCUUCACAUGGAUUUCAUGGGAGCCAGGGAGCAGAAAGCUGGUUUUGUUUUGUCCCUUAAUGGAAGAGUCCAACACACUUUUACUGGAUUAAAGGCCAUUCCUCAUCUCCUUUCUCUGGAUGGAUUACUGAAGUGCAAAAGCAACAUUCAUGAUGGUAACAUCAAUGUGAUGGUCAACAAAAGACUGUAUGGACUGCAUGUCAGGAACAGGAAUGUGUUUGGGAAUACCACUGUGCACAAUAUCACUGUUGCCAUGGUUCAGAAUGGCAGUCAGGCAAUCCCAGGGGAGGCAAGACUGAAAGGACACCUGGAACUGAGUAAAGAGAAGAAAAGAGGGCUAGCUAGCUUCCAGGUGGAUGAGAAGGCUCUUUCUGUAGAUUUUUUCAAUAUCAUGGAUCGUGGGCACGGCAGAGUCAGUGGGACUUUCACACAUAAUGUCGACUUUUUAAGAGAUGCAGGGUUGCCUUUGGAUGGCAUUCUUACUGCCACGUGUGAGCAUGGCACAGGAAAUCACACCAUUGCCAUAGCCCUGCAGAGUGGCAGUGAAAGGAUGGUUGCUGUGUUUGAGGGGCACGGACUGGCCACAGAGCCUCCAACAUCCCAGCUAUCUGUGAGCUUAAAGCACAACAUCUCAAAGAUAAAGAAACAUGGGAUCCCUUUUGUUUUAGAAGCUGAUGGCUAUUAUGAGAAUUUCUCCAGAAAGAUUGCUGCAGGGAUAACAACCACAGUGGAGACAGAGCAGCUCAAGAUUGAAAUGGAGAAGAAAACCACUGACACUGCUAUGAAAAUUUCUCUUUCGGUUCACCAUGAUGUGGGAGGACUGAUGGACAUUGUUCCACAUGUACUAGAGGUUGCUUGCAGUGGAGAAUCAGCUAACAAACAACUUUCUGGCCUUUGCAAUGGUGCAGUUGCAUUUCAUCAUUUUGAGACUCCAGCAAGAAUUUCACUGAAUGGGUCAAUAUUUACCAGCAACUUUACUGUCAUCCUCUUUGGACAUGCUUCUUUUCAUGACAUAUUUGCCUGCCUACAACUCUAUGCCACCAGUAACACCCAUCCUCAUUUAGAAAUUGACUUCCAGCAUUCUUUGCCUUCACUUCAUUCUCUGGGAAUUGCCAGAGAGAACCAGCUGAAGGUGUCAGCCAUGAGAAGUGACAAGUACAAGGGCAUCCUUGGUGUUGUCCUUGGGCCUUGCACUUUGGAAGCUGAUGGGGAAGUGGGCCUGGCAAGCAAUGAGACACGUUGGGUACUUGCUUUUAGAAACAAGUGCGUCAGUUUAGAGAGGAUGGGAUUGCCUCGUGCUGCAGUCUUGGGGGGCUCAUUUCAACAGAACAUCUGCAACAUGGCCUUGUUAAUGAACCUGCAGUGUGAUGGCAGAGCACUGGAUGUGCAGAUAGACACCUCCUGCCAGCAUGAAUAUACACUCCAAGGGGUGCUCAGGCAUUCAUUUCCCUGGCUCAGCCAGCUUGGGCUGCCUUUUGAAAACUCAGUCCUGUUCUCUGCAGCCACAGACUCCACCACAGAGGGCAUUUUCCUGCUGCAGGCUGGCAGAUGCAGACUGAGGGCUAGAGGAGAUCUCUGUAUUCAGAAUAAAGCUGACUGGACACUGGAAACAGAAACAGAAUGUCAGCUUCUGCAGGAUCUCAGUUUCCCAACUCAGUCACGGCUCACAGGAUCCUUUCAGAAAGACAAGUGCCAGGCAGAGCUGCUCUCUGUCCUGGAAACAGAAGGCAAAACUGCCCGUCUUGAAGUGAGAGCAGAGUGCAAGCCAAAGAUGGCUCUGGAAAUUCAAUUCAGGCACGACCUCCCCCAGCUGAGGGAAAUCCCAAGGGAAAAUGAGCUGUCCAUCACUGCACGGAAACACUUAAAAUAUCUUCUUGGAGUUGGAAUGAAGCUGGGUGCCUGUGAGCUUCAAAUGAAUGGGGACUUUGACCCCGAAAAAAACCUGCAGUGGAAAAUGCUUAUAGAAAACAAAUGCCAAACAAUCCAGGAUCUUGGAGCACCAAUGAAAAUUGAUGGCUCAGGCUAUCUUUUGAUGGAUAAAAUGAACCUAGAUUCACAGACACUGAUCACUGUUGAUGAAAGUAAAUUCCGAGGACUCUUUAUACUAAAAGUCACUGAUGAAAGGCAAGAGCUGGAUGCAGUGCUAACCCAUAACAUCCAAGGAGCUGCUGACAUUGGCAUUCCCAUGAAGAUGUUACUUGAUGUGAUAUCAGAAAAAAACAGUGACUUCUAUAAAGGAUUUAUUAAUUUCUGUGUGAACAACAAACAAAUUACGGAAGAACUGAACUUUGUCCAGAAGUUGGAUGUUGUGUCUCUUAAUUACAAACUUACUCAUAACAUAGACACAUUGAAGACUUUGCAAAUAAAAGACAGGAUUGAGCUGCAGGCUAUCUUGAACCUCAAAGUCAUCAGGAGCUUUAGUUUGAAAGUGCUUUAUGGUGCUCACCUAACAGUUCUUGAAGGACAAAUUCAAGAAUUUGAAACAAUUACCAACAUAACAGGGAAUUUCCAUCACUCUUUGCCAUGGCUGCUACAAGCCAGAGUCCCAUCAUCUUUACAGAUAGAUGUGGUUUUUCAAGGGAGAAACACUACUCAAGAGAGAUAUGUGCACCUUGCAGCUGGAGAAACAUCAAUCACAUACAUAAUAAACUCCUAUUAUGUUGGCCACCAAGUGGAUCUCUUCUGCCAGAGUGUGCACAGCAGUGAAGUACUCCAGGCAUCUGGCUACCCUAAGGCAAUCAACUUGAUUUUCAGUUUACAGAAAUCAGAAAACAAAGCCAAGACUGUCUGUGAAAUCCAAUAUGAUGGGAAAGAUGUAACUGUGACUGUGGAUGUUGAUACAGACUUUGAACUCUUUGGUAUAUUUGUGUUCAUGGCAGAGGUGAAGCAUUCAAUAUCACUUCUCCAUCACCUGGGACUUCCCUUCUUUCUUAAGAUGACAAUUCAAGAAGUCAUGACUGAAAAUGAAACUGAAGGUGCUCUGAGGCUGACCUAUGAACAAAACAAAAACUUCUCCUUUUCCAUCAGUAGGAAAAAAGACCAGCAAGGUGAAGAGUUGAAUAUAAAAGCACUCCAGACUCAUCCCUUCUUUCUACAGUACUUCCCCUGUGCAGCACAACUGUCUUCUAAGGUAAAUUAUGAUAUGAGUGAAGCAAAAGCCAAGCUCUACCUCAGGAUGGAAAAAAGGGAUUUCAACGUUUCAGCAAAGCUAACUUUGACGGGAAGCAGCUACACUAAUGCCAUUGAAGUGGCACAGACCAUGGCCCAGGUAAAAAUUCUUCCAAGGCAACUUGUGUUUAUGACAAUUUACCAAAAAGGCAACAGAACUCAUCUGCUGAGGCACAUUGCCCUGUGGGAUAGCAAAGAGAUAAGGCUAACAGGCACUUACACUGGACCCUUUCCAAAGCUGCCUGGAGGCCAUGGCAUUCAGGUGGAACUGCUCCAUCCUCUCUCCAUCCCUUUUCCACGGCAUGCCUGGGCCAACUUAUAUGUGAAACAUUCAGCACGCAGUCACCAGGAUGUUCUUACUGUCAUUUGGAAUGAGAAGGACAAGAUAUCAGUGUCAUCUUCUCUGAAGACUGGAAGACACCGGACAAGCUACAGAGCCACUGUUGCCCACCCAUUUAAUUACACUCUGAAGCAACUGGAGGUGCAUUCCCUGGCAGAAAGAAGGGGCAGGAAGUACAACCAGCAGCUGCAGGUCUCAGGGAAUGCUGGGCAGCCUGCUCACCUCUGGCUGGGGCUGGAGGAUAAAUCCAAGACAGACAUCAGUGCCUGGGGUGGCUGUGUGACACUCUCUGCAGGCCAGCUUCAGAGAAUAUUAAGCAUGGAACAGCUGCAUGCAUGUGGGUCUCUAGAGCAAAGACCAACACUGUUUAAUGAGUACCUAGAUCUGAACUGGGAUGACAAAAAAUUCAAACACAACUUCACGUAUGAGAGAAAUCAACUGUUGUAUCCUGAUAAGUUUCAGUUAGAAGCUGUUCUGGAAAAUAUUUUCCUGACCCCAUGUGCCAAACAGAAGAUUCUGGGUAAAAUAGAAACAAACUACUACUCUUGCCUGGAUUACUAUACAAGCUUUGAGUUCUGUGACCUUCCCAAUGUCAUUGUUUUAUCUGGAAAGCACCAGCUCAACAAAGAUGACAUCAUUUUGCAGUCAGAGGGCAGAUUCCACCUUGCUGAUCAUGGGAGAGAUGAGGGAUUGAUUGGAAUAUCCAUAAAGAAUCAGAGCACUGCAGAUGUGAAGAACUAUUCUCUGGAAAUUGAAGUGAGCUUCUAUUUUAUUUUACUGGCACUGGGGUUUGGUUUUCAAAGGCCUGCUGCCUCUAUUUUCCAAAGGGAUCCCAAAGGUGCCGGCAAUGACUGUAAAACAGCAGGCAACAUGAAACACUCCUGGUUCCUAAUAAAUGUUUUUCCUUUAUGGCUGCAGUUAAGAGCCUUUGAAGAUAUUUGGCUAGGCCUGACAGGAACUGCUGCUUCCUCAUCUGUUCAGAGCCAAAUCCUGGUGGAGGGGAUUAUUGACCAGAAAGAGAAAGUAAAAGUAGCUGCCUCAAAAGGAAAGGAGUGUUUUCAGUACUACAUGGGGUAUCUGCAAGGGGAUUUGGAAGAAGGAAUGGAAGUCAGUGCUUGUUCCGAUGGGAAGCGGAUGGCUGCCAUUAACACCUAUCUCAGCAUCAAUGGUGAAAGGCAGGAAAACGUGGGACAAGUAACUCUAGCAGCUGCUAAUGGAAGCUUGAGUUUUCUGGCCCAUGGAUGUGGGGAUCCAGUUCUUAAGGCUGAGAACAAGCUUAAUGAAAUUGGGAGCCUUUUGAAAGCCACACUGACUGAGAAGAUAAAGAAGUUUGAUGGAUACCUGUGGAGAUUCAGGAGAUCAGUGCAGCAUGUUGGUUUCCUGUCUGAAGCAGCUGGCUGGCCUUCAAUGGCCUUGCAAAGGGCAGCAGAAUUCCUUCACAGUGGGGCUACAGCUGUCACCCAGGUGUGGAAGCAAAGUGGAAUUGGGCACAUUCUGAGAACCAGGAUCCCACUUUACCUGGAGAAAAUUCAAGAUGUUGUCCAGCAAAUGCAGAAUGAAUUACAAAAGCCAUUAGCAACUUUGAAAGAUGCCUACUACGAUGUAACCUUGAAGCCACUGGAUGAAGUCUGGAAAGAGAAGACAGAAGAGCACAUGAAGAAAAUCCUGGCUUUCUUACCCAAGAUUGUAAAAGAUGUGUGGCUAAUGAAACCAAUUCAGAUGGCAUUAAAGAUUGCAAAAGCAGGCUUGGAUAUGGCUACCCAGCAGGUGCUCAGGUGGGCAGAGGCCACGUUUUCCAGAGCUGUGAGCAAGAUCAGGAAGCCCUUGCUGAACCUGUACAGUUUUUCACCCAGGAACUGUUCAGUGGCAGGAAAGCUGCCAGUGCUACCUACAGCAGACCUGUCCCUGCAGCUGGCAAAUGUCACCACUUACCUCAUUGGAGAAAAACUAAUGAGGCCUCUGCAAGACCUCUACAAUCUCAACAUACUUGCAGAGUACUACAGAAUCAAACGGAGGAUGAUGGAGAGCCCCUUUGAAUAUCAUGCUAUGUUAGUGGGGACCAAACAUCUUGUGACUUUUGAUGGAAGAAUGUAUGAUUUGGCAUCAAAGUGCAGCGUACUUCUGGCCAAGGAUUUUGUUCACAGUGCUUUCACUGUAAUACUAAACGAGGAAACUAGGAACUCAAGAUCACUGUAUGUGGAGAUGAAUCAGACUGUGAUCACUAUCUACCCACGACUGAAGAUCUCUAAGAUGUAUAACUUCUCCUUUACGGAAGAGAACUGCCAAGUGCUGGAUCAAUCCCUUGAAAACAGUACCAUGAAUUCAAGGCAAGGCACCAACAAAAUAGAAGUAUCUGAUCAGAAAGGAGUUUCUGUCUCUUGUGACUUUCAGUAUGAUCUCUGUACUGUCACGCUGGCUGGGUGGCACCAUGGUGUUUCAGCUGGGCUUUUGGGUACCAAUGAUAAUGAAGCUGGGAACGAAUGGAUGGUGCCUAAUGGUUCCUUCACUGACAGCGUGAAAGAGUUCACACAGAGCUGGCAGGUAAUGAGCCGAGGGGCUCCUGUGUGCAGGGCUGCUGACAGAGGGCACUGUCUGACAUGCUGGGUUGGCUUAGAUGAACUGAAGCUCGAUAGUGAGAACAGCAGCACACUGCAUUGUUUUGCUGUGUCUGACCAGGGAAAGGGUUGCACAUGUUUGCUAAAAACUGCUCAAGAAUUCCCUACAAAUAGGGAAUAUUUUUGGCCUAGAACUCAUCCGACCUUGAUGUAUGCAAAAAACCCCCAAAAUACACCAACUUCAGUAAUUCUAUUUUCCCAGGUGAAUAAGUGCAGUCUGGUGCAGAAGAAAGAGAAGCCAUGUCCAAUUACAGCUAAGCAAAACAUCUGUAAAGCGUUCUUUGAAGAACCACAUUCACUUCUUAGGAACUGCUUCAAAGUUGUGGAUCCCGUGCCAUUCUACACCAUGUGUACACAGGACAGCUGUGACUCCCCGGCCCUGGGGGCUGCCUGCAGCUUAGCAGCAGCUUUUGUUCAUUUGUGCAACCGGAAUUUUGUCCCUGUUGAAAUCCCUCCACAGUGCUCGAGCCAGUUCUGAAUGGCAGAUAGCAGCCCUGAAGAUGGAAGAACCCUUUCAGCACCCAAAACAGAACAGUUAUUUUAGGCAGACAAGCUAGAGGCAAGAACAGGGAGAGAACAGUAGAAGUGUGAAUGCAUUAGUGUUAACUGGUAAUAUAGUGAAGUAUAUAUAGUAUAAAAGGAAAGCUUUCCACCCAGAACCUCUGAGGGCAAAAGGAAUUAUUUCAGUGUAUUGACAAGAAAUUAUAUCAACCAAAAGAAAUCAGACAGAAAAGUAUCAGUUACUCUAAAAAAAUUCUCCCUUUCAGUUCCAAAAGUCUGCCUCUCCACAAACUUUGAACCACAGCACAAAUACACUGAAAAGCUGAGAAAAGCUCUCUUCUGGCUCAGAUUGGUACAAGUGGGCUACUUUGUGAAAGCAGCAUCAUCAGCUCAGUCAGCAGAGAUGCUGACUUCUUUUUUCUCCAGAAAUGAAACUCCAGCAUUCAGUGGUUCUGGAGACAGUUUCCAGGGAAAUGUUCCAACACACAAGAAGGCUAAGAGAGAAAUAAGAUGGGAAAUAAUGGAAAGCAGUUAAUAAUUGUCUCAUUUUUAUGCUGGUUGACUUUUCCCUUAUUAAUGUACACACUGUUAAAUGAGAAACAGCCUUCUUGGUUUCUGUGCACCAGUUUCACAUUUUCCCUUUGUGUCUUUAGAAAGCCCUUGUCAGCAGCCAGUUGAUGUGCUGGGAAAAGGUGACCAGUAUCCACCCUACCCAUGAAGUAACGUUAGGGUGUUACAGCUACUGCUGUGUGUCUCAGAUGUUGAAUCCCUUUCUGUAUUAUAGGUCACUUCAUUAAAAAAUUGCAUCAUCUUUCUCCACAUGGUGCAGCUAUUCCUUGGUAAAAGGUAAAUGCUGCAAAUGCAAUGUUUGCAUAAUAUGCAAACAUUGAAAGAAAGGUGUUUUGUACUAUGACAUCAUGCUAAUAAACAUUUGACUGCCUUAUUUUUA